Messenger RNA from Raphanus sativus (radish), 1230 nucleotides. RefSeq names its product ras-related protein RABA1g. Gene Ontology annotation, molecular function: GTPase activity; GTP binding. Gene Ontology annotation, cellular component: endosome. The record is from RefSeq and is a predicted model, not a curated record. The transcript is spliced from 2 exons. Bases 301 to 957 code for a protein of 218 amino acids. Lineage: Eukaryota; Viridiplantae; Streptophyta; Magnoliopsida; Brassicales; Brassicaceae.
ACGUAGAGUGAUGGUGAUUAAAGCUUUUUAAAAACAAAUUGACACUUUACGUAGAGUGAUAGUGAGUAGUCACGGUUGUCUCUUGUGUAUAUACACACACACAUCUCUCUCGUGAUUCCUCUAUAGCUCUCAAUAAUAAAUGAAAAUUUGAAAGUUAUCCGACCCGAUCAUAUUUAUAUACGACCCGGAUCCGAUCAGUCAACAGAUCCAAAAUUUAAAUCUCUCUCUCUCUCUCUGUCUCUUCAUGUGCGUCUCUUUGUUACCUGAAAAAAAUCUCCGAUCUCUCUAAUCGCGAAGACAAUGGCGGCGUACAGAGCUGAGGACGAUUACGAUGUCCUCUACAAGGUGGUCCUAAUCGGAGACUCCGGCGUCGGCAAAUCAAACCUCCUCUCUCGAUUCACACGCAACGAGUUCAGCCUCGAGUCCAAAUCCACGAUCGGCGUGGAGUUCGCCACCAGAAGCAUCCGCGUCGACGAAAAAACCGUCAAAGCUCAGAUUUGGGACACCGCAGGCCAAGAAAGGUACCGAGCGAUCACGAGCGCGUACUAUCGAGGAGCGGUAGGAGCGUUCCUUGUGUACGACGUCACGCGCCGCGUCACGUUCGAGAACGUUGAGAGGUGGCUUAAGGAGCUCAGAGACCACACCGACGCCAGCAUCGUCGUCAUGCUCGUCGGCAACAAGGCUGAUCUCCGUCAUCUGAGAGCCGUCUCCACGGAAGACGCGACGGCCUUCGCGGAGAGAGAGAGCACGUUCUUCAUGGAGACGUCUGCGCUGGAAGCGUUGAACGUAGAGGAUGCUUUCACUCAGGUGCUUUCUCAGAUAUACCGCGUGGCGAGUAAGAAGGCGUUAGAGGUUGGUGGUGGCGAUGGUGCUAAGUUGCCUAAGGGGCAGAGUAUUAAUGUUGGGUCUAAGGAUGAUGUCUCUGAGGUCAAGAAGGUUGGAUGCUGCUCUAGUUAGAUCUUUUUACUUUGGUUUUCUUGUAAUGUUUUUUUAUCUAUUUUCUUUUCACGUUAUGAUAUUCAACAAGCAAAAGGUAAAAUAAAACUUCAAGGGAGCAAAACCAAAUGUACAAAAGAACCAAAGAAAGCAUGUACAGUUUUAUAGUCACUAAAGACAAUCUCAGCUAUAGAUUGUAACACAAGUUAAGUGCAUUUUACAGAACUUGGGGCUUGAAAACUUGCCCUGACUCUGUUUCGCUUUAUAAUUAAAAACAAAAAAAAAACAAAAACA